Oikopleura dioica is the source of this 1317-nucleotide messenger RNA. NCBI's taxonomy places the organism in Eukaryota, Metazoa, Chordata, Appendicularia, Copelata, Oikopleuridae. The record is from the annotation of a GenBank genome assembly.
AUGACAGAGAAUAUAUCCAACUAUGUGAGCGAGGGAGAAGAUAGUACACUUUUGCUACUAAACAGCGAUGAAAGCAUACUUUCGCGGGCGCUUGUUUGCGUCCUCUCGACAGGCCUACUUGUCGUCGCCUGUCUUGGUUGUGUGCUCAAUACUAUUGCAUUUACGACGCUUAUCAGACAUCCUGCGCGUGUAAAAAGAAGAACCUCGGAGAUAUAUUUGAUCCACAUCUCACUGAAUGACUGGCUCUUUAGUCUUGGACUUUUUCCACAGGCUUUUGCAAUGAUCGCUAAAUUUGAUCUUGGAGAUACUGGCUGCAAAAUUGUUCUUGGAAUGACAAACAUCAACCUAACUGCUUCAGUUUUAUUCGUCACAGGAAGAGUUUCAUGCUCAGUUUAUGGCAUUAGUAAAAUAAACAAGCACUUUUUGCAACUCAACAUAAGUGAUGACGAUAGAUCGAUAUUUAGCAGUACUUUACGGGCCCCAAAAGACAUCUUUUCGCAAGUGGCGAGCAAAGUCUUCCGUUCAACUACAGGCCUGCUGUAUUUGGAUCGUCUCGGGUAUUUUGUCCCUGCCCGUUUGGCUGUACUCCGUGGGACGGCUGCAUUCAACAGACGAUGGACACUUUUCGGAACACCCGCUUUGCGGCUUCAAAUACACCUCGCACGCUGUGGCAUUGUUCCAUUGUAUAAUGCGCCUGCUAUGUUGCUGGCUAAUCCCCUCUUUCAUCAUUCUAGCCUCCAACAUCGGUCUUCUAUGUUUCCUACGCAGACGGCCAGGGGUCGCCUCAAAGAACGCACUCAACAGGGGUUUACUCCCCAUGUGAAAUUAAAACGUAAAUCUGCGCUACGAAUCCCUCGCCAUUGCAACACAACUAGAAUCGUCUCAACUGGCCGCCGCAUUCUCACUAAGAUCAGUGCAUUCGUGACAGUCAUCGUUCUAAUCUGCUGGAUGCCGGACCAGAUUCUUUCCUUCUAUGUCGGAGUCGCUCAUGAAAUAGAAAAUGAAGACCCUGAACAUAUUCCGCACUCGCUCCCACUGGCUAUCCUCAUCACCAAAUACGUGUUCAAAGUGCUUCUAUACUGCACGGCUGUGAUAAACCCGAUAAUUUAUUGCUUCAUGAUCCGGUCAUUUCAGACUCGCCUCCAUCGAGUAAUGAAGUCCAGAAACCACCGAGCGAAGCAGAUGCUCAUCGAGCGCAGAGUGAUUCUCUCAUCCUUCAUGGAAACGAGUCUCGCGCCCGUGUCCUGCACUGCUACCUGCCACUACAUUCGACAGCACCAAAGUGAAAUUUCAAUUCCGUUCAUAAGUCACAACUAG